UCAAAUCGCCGUUUGUUUUCAUACGACAGCCCUCGUUCGAUUGUCCGGCCCUAGUUCUUUCUUUUUUGACGUGACCAGCGAGAAAAAUGGUGAAGAUCAAGUGCUCAGAAUUGAGAACCAAGGACAAGAAGGAGCUCACCAAGCAAUUGGAUGAGCUCAAGAAUGAGCUUCUCAAUCUGCGUGUGGCUAAGGUCACCGGUGGAGCACCAUCCAAGCUGUCCAAGAUCCGCGUUGUCCGCAAGGCCAUCGCACGCGUCUACAUUGUGAUGCACCAGAAGCAGAAGGAGAAUCUGCGCAAGGUCUUCAAGAACAAGAAGUACAAGCCUUUGGAUCUGCGCAAGAAGAAGACACGCGCGAUGCGUAAGGCCCUGUCGCCACGCGAUGCCAACCGCAAGACCCUCAAGGAAAUCCGCAAGCGUUCCAUCUUCCCACAACGCAAAUAUGCUCUUAAAGCAUAGAAAACAAAUUA
Molecule: messenger RNA, 469 nt
Organism: Drosophila navojoa
Lineage: Eukaryota; Metazoa; Arthropoda; Insecta; Diptera; Drosophilidae
Gene: RpL35
Product: Ribosomal protein L35
Biological process (GO): maturation of LSU-rRNA from tricistronic rRNA transcript (SSU-rRNA, 5.8S rRNA, LSU-rRNA); translation
Cellular component (GO): cytosolic large ribosomal subunit; ribosome
Molecular function (GO): structural constituent of ribosome; mRNA binding
Source: RefSeq, a predicted model, not a curated record